Messenger RNA from Notolabrus celidotus (New Zealand spotty), 1427 nucleotides. Its product is annotated as THO complex subunit 4-like. Lineage: Eukaryota; Metazoa; Chordata; Actinopteri; Labriformes; Labridae. The transcript has 6 exons. Bases 132 to 983 code for a protein of 283 amino acids. Gene Ontology annotation, molecular function: mRNA binding. The record is from RefSeq and is a predicted model, not a curated record. Gene Ontology annotation, biological process: mRNA export from nucleus. Gene Ontology annotation, cellular component: nucleus.
ACUUCCGCUGCCACCUACGCACUUCCGCCAAUUCCGACACCGCGCGACAGUGUGGUGAAUCAGACAAUCACAUCUCAGCACCGUAACAUCUUUGUCCUUCCGCAGCGUUAACCUCACGCUUCAGUUCUACCAUGGCAGACAAGAUGAACAUGUCCCUCGACGACAUCAUUAAGAUGAACCAGAAAGGACGAGGCGGCGGAGGAGGAUCGUCCAGGUCGGGUGGAAGUUCAGGACGAUCUGCCGGCGGAUUGUCGAGGCCGGCGCGGAGCCGACAGAACAACUUCAACCGCGAGAGAAACAACAGAGCCGCUCCGUACACCAGGCCCAGAGAGUUACCAGACAAAUGGCAGCAUGACAUGUUUGAGGAGCAUGUUGGCGGACGCAGAGGACCGAGUGCAGUAGCAGAAAGGAGUGAGGAAAGUAGCAGCAAGCUGCUGGUUUCCAAUCUGGACUUUGGCGUCUCUGACUCCGAUAUCAAGGAGCUGUUUGCAGAGUUUGGGGAAUUACAGAAAGCAUCUGUACACUAUGACCGGUCUGGUCGCAGUAAAGGGACUGCAGAUGUUCAUUUUGAAAAUAAGGCAGAUGCACUCAAAGCCUUCAAGCACUAUAAUGGUGUACCACUUGAUGGUCGCCCCAUGAAAAUCCAGCUAGUGACUUCAGAGGACGACACACAAAGUAGAGAACCUGUACAAAGCAGAGGGUUUGAUCGGAGCAGGCUUGGACAGCCCAAGUUUACAAGAAGUGAAAGGAAUGACAGAAGUGAAAGGAGGCAAGGAGGAGGAGGAGGAGCCGGAGGAGGAGGAGGAGGAGGAGGAGGAGGAGGAGGAGGAGGAGGAGGAGGAGGAGGAGGCGGCGGCAGCAGUGGAGGUUUUAGAGGACGAGGAAGAGAAAGAGGUGGGAGAGGAAACAACAGACCCCAGCUUACUGCUGAGGAGCUUGAUGCUCAGUUGGACGCCUACAAUGCCAAGAUGGACACCAGUUAGAGAUGCUGAAGGAGGCUUCUCAUUUCCAGUUUUUGUUUUUUAAUAGUUGAUUGAUAAUGAUGUAUCUUUUUACACUUUUAUUUUGAAGCCAUUUUAUUGUCCAGACCAUUAUGUUUCGUUGAUUUUAGACUUUCUCAGUAUUUUUGUAGCUGUGUUUUCUUGGACAGUUUGAUGAAUUGAGGAUUUUUCUCCUUGGCCACCAGCUCCUUUGCCCUUCUCUAAACGGAAGACUUCUUUAAACUCUUCUACAAUCAUGUGAGCAUGAUUCAAUGGUUUGACAAUAACUGUAAAUGCAAUGCUGAAAAUGUUUAAUGCUGUUUAUAAAUCUGCCACUAUGAACCAUAAACUUGGCAUAUCGACAAAUUUCAGAGUUUUGUACAUAAAUGAUUAUAUUGAAUCUUCUUUAUGUUCAUGUUCAUUUAUUUAUAAACUGGUAUUCAUUUA